GCGUACGAAGGCAUGCGCACGGCGGAUAUAUACAAGAGCAUUGAUGUCCUCUUCGCUGCGGCCAGCGAGAAAAUACAUGCGACGACUAUCACUGUGGACCACACGCAGCGCACCAGCGUUCGACUCGGUGGGAGCAUCUCGCCGCCGCAUCGAGACCGGACUGUGUUUCGCCUGCACAGUCUGCAGCGGUGCCUCGAGUGCUUCAUGGGCAUGCGCAUGUUUCGACUCGGGGACCUGUUCGUCGUCCAGGAAAACGGCGCGCCUAUCGGCGGACCGCUGAGCGGUUGCAUCCUGGAUCUUGUGCUGUCCCUCCGGGAAUGCGUCAUGGACAAAACCUGGGGGCUGAACUGGUCCAACAGGAGACAAGAGAUUGCAGCUGCUCGCUACGUCGACGACUUGCUUCUCAUGUCC
Messenger RNA from Prorocentrum cordatum, 411 nucleotides. The record is from the annotation of a GenBank genome assembly. Lineage: Eukaryota; Dinophyceae; Prorocentrales; Prorocentraceae.